AGCUCCACCAACAGGAGGUGGUCCACCUCCACCACCAGGUCUUAUCGGAGCUUUUGCUGGUGCCCCUGCUGGUAGAAAGGUAGGUGGAAAAUCCCUGAGGUCUCUGGGCGAGGACGACGAGCAAGACGAAUGGAGUCGGAGCACUAAAAGUCCGGAAACGUUCACUUCGAUCGUAGAUGAGACAAGUGAGCAGGAUAUGGACUACAGCCUAGGAAGACGGCAAUCCGAGACAGAAUCCCAGCUGAGCGCCAUGGAAGAAUUACAAGCGCAGGUUCUACGAAUGAUAACGUCAUAG
Cooperia oncophora is the source of this 295-nucleotide messenger RNA. Lineage: Eukaryota; Metazoa; Nematoda; Chromadorea; Rhabditida; Trichostrongylidae. The record is from the annotation of a GenBank genome assembly.